AAGACAGCCCAGGCACAGGUUUCACUCCUCAACUUCAACGAUAACCACAUCUGUAUCUGCAAACUCACUCAGUAACAAGCAUGGAAAGAGACAUGAACGUGAGCAGUACUAGCAGUGUGGUGCACUGGCUAGCCAGCCUGACCCUAACCCUGCUUGGGAGUGUCCACCCCAUGCCUGUGACCAUAGACCCGGUGUGCACGGCAGACACCACUGCCAAGUACAGCCUGACAUUUACAGGGAUGUGGAGCCAAACCUCCUUCCCUAAGCAGUACCCAAUCUACCGCCCCCCUGCCCAGUGGUCCCCUCUCAUUGGGGUGACCCACAGUUCAGACUAUCAUAUCUGGCAGCGGAAUGAGUUUGCAAGCAACGGGGUGAGGGAGUUCUCUGAGAAGGGCGAGGCCUGGACUCUGAUGAAGGAGGUGGAGGCGGCUGGGGAACGCAUCCAGAGUGUCUACGGGCUGUUCUCUGCUCCAGCCUUGGUUGGGGGAACGGGACAGAUGACCUCAGAGUUCGAGGUCUUUGCAAGGCACUCUUUCCUAUCCUUCAUAGUGCGGAUAGUUCCCAGCCCAGACUGGUUCCUGGGAGUGGACAGCUUUGACCUGUGUGAGGGAGACCAGUGGAAGGAAAGCGUCACACUGGAGCUGUACCCCUACGAUGCAGGCACUGACAGUGGCUUCACCUUCUCCUCUCCAAACUUUGAGACCAUUCCUCAGGACAAAGUCACACAGAUAACGUCAUCUUCUCCAAGCCAUCCUGCCAACUCUUUCUAUUAUCCCCGUCUGAAGAAUCUGCCACCCAUGGGCAAGGUCACCCUCACAAAGACCAAGAACAACCAGAUCUUCAGCAUACCCAUGGAGCCCAUCCAGUUCAACCAGACUGGCAAUGAGAUUGGCAAUGAGAUUGAGGACUCUCUCAUAAAUUCCACCCCUCUGGACUGUGAGGUGUCUGCAUGGUCACCCUGGGGCCUGUGCAAAGGCAAAUGCGGAGACUCAGGCGUGCGCCACAGAACUCGCUACAUCCACCUACAACCAGCAAAUAAUGGGGUAGUCUGCCCCCCACUGGAAGAGGAGAACAAAUGCAUCCCUGAUAACUGCUUAUGACUGGCCGGCAAGGGUACGAAACAGAAAAGAAGAUGCUAUGCAAGACGACAAAGAGUACGAAAGAUGCGUCCGUCAUCUCCACUGGAGAAGCCCAAGCUGUAGAAAUUGACCCUUUUCUCGCUGGGCUUCCUAGCCUAUUCACUGGGAACAGUGGAGGCUGGUGAGGAAAGGAGGGUUCAAAGUAAUGGCUGGAAUGGAAUAGAUGGAACAGUAUCUAACCAUUAGAAAAAAAGUGUAAUAUCAUUCCAUUCUAUGAGCCCGUCCUUCAAUUUAAAGUGGCACCAGCCACCACUGACUAGGAAAGAUUUAUAAAUGGGUCACAGACAUGCAAUUAUUGUGAAGCCUGAGGAGUGAAGAGGUUGUCUAGAAACUCUGCCCUUAGUUCUUGUGAUUAAUGUUUCCCUACAUCAUUGGGUUUUCUGAGGUAGCUAGCUAUGAGUCUGAAAAAUCAUUCUUAAAUUCAAAUCUGGACCUGGAAGCCAGUUCCACUGCUUUUUUUCUUCAUUUUCAUUCUUCCCCUCUAAUCCAGGACUGAUUUAGACCUGUGACACCAGGUGGGGCCAACUAAUUAUCAGGUAGAACAGAAAACCAGCAAUACUUCAGACCUUGCAGGGUAAGAUUUGAAUACCCGUUACAGACGAUCAGCAGUGUUGGAAAAAGUACCCAAUCAUCAUACUUGAGUAAAAGUAUAGAAAGUUACUUAAGUAAAAGUGAAAGUCACCCAGUAAAAUUUUACUUGAGUAAAAGUCUAAAAGUAUUUGGUUUUAAAUAUACUUAAGUAUCAAAAGUAAAUUUAAUUGCUAAAAUAUAAUUAAGUAUCAAAAGUAUAAAUCAAUUCAAAUUCCUUAUAUUAAGCAAAGUGGACUGCACCAUGUUCUUGUUUUUAGCCAUGGGCACACUCCAACACUCAGACAUUAUUUACAAAAGAUGCAUUUGUGUUUAGUGAGUCCGCCAGAACAAAGGCAGUAGGGAUGACCACGUGUUCUCUUGAUAAGUGUGUGAAUUUUACAAUUUUCCUGUUCUGCUAAGCAUUCAAAAUGUAAGGAGUACUUUGGGUUGUCAGGGAAAAUGUAUGGAAUAAAAAGUACAAUAUUUUCUUUAGGAAUGUAGUGAAGUAAAAGUAAAAGUUGUCAAAAAUAUAAAUAGUUAAAGUACAGACACCCCCAAAAAACUACAGCAAUUUCUACAACAAUUUCUCCAGUACUUUAAUAGACCAGAUGUGUGUUUACAGAUAAAGCACUCUUUUCCAUGAUGAUCUCUACUACAGAGAAUAUAUUUAUUUACAGGGUUUGGACCUGUACUGUACAGUAUCAAGCAGCAGAAAUCUCACACUCGAUCGUGCUAUUGAGAUAUUGUCAAAAUCAGAGAGAAAUUGCAAAAUGCGUACUUUUCUGAGAAAAUGUACCUCCUUGUAAAAAACAGUACACCAAAUUUUGUUGAUGUUUGUCUGUCUGUAUGUAUGUUCUUUGUAAGUCCAAUAAACUGUAAAUACAUGUAA
Salmo salar (Atlantic salmon) is the source of this 2598-nucleotide messenger RNA. RefSeq names its product spondin 2b, extracellular matrix protein (gene spon2b). Gene Ontology annotation, biological process: cell adhesion. Lineage: Eukaryota; Metazoa; Chordata; Actinopteri; Salmoniformes; Salmonidae. The record is from RefSeq and is marked provisional. Gene Ontology annotation, cellular component: extracellular matrix.